Messenger RNA from Penicillium coprophilum, 705 nucleotides. RefSeq names its product mitochondrial 54S ribosomal protein uL29m (gene mrpl4). Gene Ontology annotation, molecular function: structural constituent of ribosome. The transcript has 3 exons. Gene Ontology annotation, biological process: mitochondrial translation. Gene Ontology annotation, cellular component: mitochondrial ribosome; mitochondrial large ribosomal subunit. The record is from RefSeq and is a predicted model, not a curated record. Bases 1 to 705 code for a protein of 234 amino acids. NCBI's taxonomy places the organism in Eukaryota, Fungi, Ascomycota, Eurotiomycetes, Eurotiales, Aspergillaceae.
AUGCAGCAGGUUCCACGCAUUGUUAGCCGCCUGAGAGGGCUGGCUAUGGCUGAAUUGCCUCCCACUUAUCUCGCCCCAUCACUUCACCCCUCCGUGACCCUGUCAGCCAUUCAGUCUUCGAGCUUUUCUUCCACUGCCUCCGUCGGCGCCAACCCUCGACGCGACAAGAGCAAAAACCGUGGCGUAUCGGCCAUCAAUCGUACCGGUCCCAGAACCCCAUUCACCGUAUCAAGAUGGCCAUUGCCCAAACCUGUGUCGCCGGAAGAUAUGCAGCCACGGGAGACAAACCCCAACCAUGGACUCUGGGCCUUCUUCCCCCUAACCGGGAAGCAUUGCCUACCCCAGCUUAUGACAACGCUCAUGGUUAGUCGUCCAUGGACUAUCCAAGAACUCCGCGAAAAGAGUUGGGAAGACCUCCACGGUCUGUGGCACGUAUGUGUCCGGGAACGAAACCGCAUUGUCACAUCGGAUUUUGAGAGAGAGAGAAUCCAGGCCGGUUACGGUCAAUACGAAUCUCAGGAACGGGACAGAGUGAUUCGAGGCACCAUGAAGAACAUCAAGCACGUUCUACGUGAACGCUGGUAUGCUUGGGAGGACGCCUCACGAAUGUACAAGCGUGGAUACCGCCCUGAGAACUUUUACGGGCUCGAUGACGUUGAGGUCGAGCAGGAGAGCAAUGGAGUAGCCCAAGGCAAGGAGCAAUAG